CGGUUUUUGGUGGUGCUAGUUCAGGUUUGUUGACAGAGGCUGCCAGAGCGUCAGGCGAGAUACAGGAGGGCAGGACUGGUGAUGACGGCGGUCGUGUUGCCAGGAGGCUACAUAUGGACCCCGAGGACGUGCUUGAGGAGGAGCGUUUGGCACGGAUGGUGUCGGGGUGUGCCACGACACAGCGGCUUGCGUUGGAGCAGGACACGACUAGGGCGAGGGAGGUGGGGUGUAGUGUAGAGGAGGUCACUGCCACCAGACUGCCAGCAGAGUGUAGACACGAUGGUCCUGCAGAUGUUGCAGAUGGUGGAGGACUCUGCACAGAGGGACGCGUGGUGGAUCGUGCGGACGACCACCAGGAGGACGCGAGGGUAGGGUUGGGUGGUUUAUGUGGGGCCAGCAACACGGUACUACCCACUACUGAUGAGGCGGACGGGGGCGACGACGCGGCCACGACAGAUGCAGGGGGGUUGCUUGGGUGCGAUGGCACGGAGGUGGAGGGGCAAGUGGGUAGAGCACUUGUCGGCGUUGCCAUUGCCGCAAUAGAGGAUGUGGUCGCAGAUCACACUCAGGAUGGUCUUGUCACGGUGGAUGCUAUGGUUGCACUUCGCAACGAGGAGGAGCAACAGGUGGACCCCGGGGACGUUGUUGCACACCCUGUAGAGGCACACGUGCCCAGCAUGUCCCCACUCGAGCGCCACACUGCUGGGAUUGAUCCAGUGAUGGGCAGGAGCAGGCAUAUAUCGAAGAGGCUUUGGAAGGCUGUGCCUCCAUCUUCUUUCGUGCCUGUUAGUCCGCCAGCACCUUCGGGGGUAUCGGGGGAUAUUGGGAAGACUAUGGAGAUGGCCGACUUGUUCAAGCAAUUGACAGGUCAGAGGGUUAUCGAGCCGGGAGGGGUAUCAUGGGGAGCAGGGCCAGUUGCUGCAGGGACAGGACCAGCAUGUGCAGGGGCGGUGAGUGGACGGGGAGGUGAGUCUGGUGGCAGUGUUGUGGGCGGGGGAGGUGGUCCCGCAGUUGUCGGNGGGACAGGACCAGCAUGUGCAGGGGCGGUGAGUGGACGGGGAGGAGGGCGCGGGCAGGUGCAGGGUUCUCCAUCACCUUCAUCGAAGGCGAAAGGGAAGUCUGUAUCAUGGAGCAGCAUCAGCAGGGUCAGCCGCAAACUCAAGGAUGCUAUGCCUCGGGUUACGAGUGAGAGGAGGGAUCGUGAGGGGAGGUUGACAGAGAUGUUUGCGGACGCAGCAGGCUGGGUAUGGAAGGGAGAUAGGUUGGAGCAUCCUGGUGCCGGGUCGUCGUGUGCUGCAAAUCGACGGGGCAGCACGAUGGUUGCACCGCCGUCACGACCGCCCACAGCAGGUGCGGCACAACGAGAUGGUCAUCGACGUCCGAAAGGGCGAUCUUCCACACGUGCUUUGCCAGGUGCCCGACCACCUCCAGCAUUGCUGGAGGAUGACCCUGAUCCCGUUACUUUGCAGACGAGCCGUGGAGGUUGUAUUUCUACUGCACACAGGAUACUGGAUGAGGAGCCGCGACGUCAGACAGGUACAGGACCGGGCAGUCGUCGAGCUGCUGGGGGCCGCACGGAGGAUUCCGCGACGGAUGGGGUGCCUAUGCCUAGGGGUAGGAAGACAUACAGGACUCUGACUGGCGUUUUGGGACGUUCUGCUGGAGGGGGUGUUGAGAGAGAGGCGGAGGUCCAGGAGGCAGAGAGGGUGGCAGCCAGAGCAGUUGCCAAUCAUGCCGUGUCUGCGUCACAGCAUCCAGGGGAGGGAGAGGAGAUGGCGGCGAAGGUGCCGCAAAGGCGGCGAGAGCGCAUCAUCGACGAUGAUGACACAGACGGCUGGCAGUGCGAUGCGCCGUAGACUAGGACUUCGAUUUCGCGCCGAUGAUGUUUGUGUGUAUCUUUCUUCAUUUAGAGUUUCACAGGUUUCGUUC
Molecule: messenger RNA, 1929 nt
Organism: Chara braunii
Lineage: Eukaryota; Viridiplantae; Streptophyta; Charophyceae; Charales; Characeae
Source: the annotation of a GenBank genome assembly